Rotaria sp. Silwood1 is the source of this 1002-nucleotide messenger RNA. NCBI's taxonomy places the organism in Eukaryota, Metazoa, Rotifera, Eurotatoria, Philodinida, Philodinidae. The record is from the annotation of a GenBank genome assembly.
AUGGUCAAUAAUCGAAAAGCAACAACUCUCAAUUCAUUUCCAUUUCCAACACAUCGAAAUGACUUCACAGAUGAUUACGAGAUAUUACCAGAAGUAUUAGGUCGUGGUGUCAAUGGUAAAGUGUACAAAUGUCAACAUCAUCGAACAGGACAAAAAUGUGCUCUUAAAAUUUUGGAAGAUUCAACUCGAGCUCGACAAGAAAUUAUCUUGCAUAAAAAAGCAUGCGAAAAUUGUCAAUACAUUGUGAAAAUAUUGGAUGUUUAUGAAAAUAUGUUUCGAUCCAAGCGAUGUUUAUUGAUUGUAACAGAAUGUAUGGAAGGUGGUGAAUUAUUCACUCGUAUUCAACAACGAAACAAUAGACCAUAUACUGAACGUGAUGCUGCUAGAUAUAUUUGGAUGCUUGUUCAAGCUGUUUAUCAUUUACAUAUAAUGGAUAUUGCUUGUGAUAUUUGGUCUAUGGGUGUUAUUAUGUACAUUCUUCUAUGUGGUUAUCCACCUUUCUUUCCCAGAAAUGGAGAAAACUCAAGUUAUGGUAUGAAGAAUAGAAUUAGAACAGGUGAUUUUCAAUUUCCUGAUGUCGAAUGGAAAAAUAUUUCACAAGAAGCAAAAUCGAUUAUUCAACGAAUGCUCAUUGUUAAUCCAGCAAAUCGAAUAACAAUCGAUGAAAUUCUUACAAGUUCAUGGUUGACUGAAUUGACUUCCGAAAGAUCAAUCGAUAUGAGUUCACUUCAAGAUGUCGAAACUCGGGAACAAUUACAAGCUGCAGUUGCAUCUGCUAUCGAUUCACAACAUCGAACUGAUGAUGAUCUAGAUAUUGAAAUAUUUGAACUAGACACAUCACGUAUUGCUAAACGAGCAGCUAAAAAGAACGGACAAAUAGCUCUCAUUGAUGAAACUUUUCGUAAAAUGAGAAUCGAAACUAAAUAUGAUCAUGAAGAAAGUUCAGCAACUACAACAACAGAAUCACAAAGUCAAUCAUUAGAUCUAUCCGACAAAAAUUAA